Messenger RNA from Paramecium sonneborni, 696 nucleotides. The record is from the annotation of a GenBank genome assembly. Lineage: Eukaryota; Ciliophora; Oligohymenophorea; Peniculida; Parameciidae.
AUUCAAAUCAUAAUAAAAUAUUAAUGAGUGACUAAUUCCAUUAGUUGAAUGAUAAAUGGACAAUAUCUGAGAAGUAUACUGUUUAAAAUAAAGAUGAUGAUUAUAAAAAGACAAUAGUUGAUAUAUGUUCAAUUAAGAGUGUUGAAGAAUUUGCAUUUAUAAUGAAAUAAACAAUCUAUUAAAGUUUGACAGAUUUAUUUAGUGAGCCACAAAAAUAAAAAUAGUAUAAUUAUGAUGUAAUGUUAGAUUCAAAAAUUUUAAAAACAAUGCAAUAGAAACACAAAUUGAAGCAAUUCAAUUUUUUAAAAAUGAUAUCAAUCCGUGUUGGGAGGAUCCAGAAAAUGAGAAAGGAGGUGAUAUACAAUUUGAAGUACCACUUACCUCAAUUGAUAUUUAUAAUUAACUCUAUACUGAUAUUAUUUAUGAGAUUAUAGGAUAAUCAAAAGAAGAAUUAAGGCAUGUAUAAUUUAAAAUAAAAAAAGGUAAAUGGAGUUCGAGUCUUAGAUAAAAUAAAUGCUGUUAAAGGCAAUGGAAUAAGAAUCGAAUUAUGGUUAGAUAUUGAUCCAGUAGAUACAAAUGAAUAAGUUAAAAACAAUGUUAAAAAAAUUGAUGAUUGGAUUCUUCAAUUGGCAGAAUAAUAUGAUAUAAGAUAACUUAAAUUAAAAACAUAAUCGCACAAGAAAAAAUGAUUGGGUG